This is a messenger RNA of Erpetoichthys calabaricus (reedfish), 2638 nucleotides long. RefSeq names its product syntrophin, gamma 1 (gene sntg1). The transcript is spliced from 20 exons. The record is from RefSeq and is a predicted model, not a curated record. NCBI's taxonomy places the organism in Eukaryota, Metazoa, Chordata, Cladistia, Polypteriformes, Polypteridae. Bases 930 to 2507 code for a protein of 525 amino acids. Gene Ontology annotation, molecular function: structural molecule activity; protein binding. Gene Ontology annotation, cellular component: intracellular anatomical structure; dystrophin-associated glycoprotein complex.
UUUUCACUAACAGUGCCAGCUAUAGUCAAAUGAUCUCAAUUCGCAUAUUAACACGAACCGUUCUUUUCUUCUUCUGUUUCUUCUUUCUCUCUCUUUCUCUUUGUUCUCUACAUUCACUGAUUAGCGUGUCAAGUCAAUCAAUCAGUCAAUGGAAUCGCGAUUCGGACAAGUGUAGGAAAAGAAUCCUUUGCCGUUUUCUCUCCGUUGGUGCUGCCUGCGUGGCUGCUCGCCCGUUAUUUAUUUAUUUAUUUUCCCAUUCAGACAUUUCAGCACCAUCAGGAAGAGACAGCGACCGUUUUGCUCCGAGAGCCUGAAAAAAUGUGCAGCUUGCAUUUCAACGGGAUUAUUUACAGAUUUACCCUGAGGAAUUAAUGCAACAACCGCAAUCAGGAAACCCGUCAACUUGCGUCUUAUUUUGAAUAUAUGAAGUGAAAACAUUUUCUCGUGUUUCUCCGCAUAUAUUUUUGUUUCUUUCUGUCGCUUCUUAUUACUGUGCAUAAGACACUUGCUGCGACUCUUGCGUUGGGGGAAAAAAGGAGGAAAAUGGGUACCCAGUCCCGGAGCGAUUUACUAGCGAGUGUGCAAGACUUGUAAUCUAAAUGGAUAUAGUACUGGAUAGCUGAAGAUUGAAGGAAUACAGGAAGAAAUACAUAAAUACAGGUUUCUAAAUAUAUACCACCACCUGUUAACAAGAAACCUCAGCUGGGUUGAUUUGAAACAAGCAACUGGCUGAUCAGCAUCAUGAGCAAGAAGGACGUUUUCCUCAAGGAUAACUUGGCCACUUUGGAAUAACUGAAUGGAAACACAUCACCCACUCAGUCAUCCAAUAUUUGAUCUUCAAGGAGACAAGACGAAAGCCCAAAUUAUAACAGCAGGCAUGAUGAAUCUACUUUAAGGAAAGGUUCACAUUCCUCACUGUGCCAUAGCACAUGGAUUUCAGGACUGCCAGUGAGGAGACAAAGACUGGGGUUUACUUGCUACAGGAUGGUAAUCAGGAAGCCUUCAAUGUUCGACUGCACUUAGCUAAAGACAUUUUGACUAUUCAGGAACAGGAUGUUAUCUGUGUAUCUGGUGAACCAUUUUAUUCUAAUGAAAGAACAGUGACAAUCAGAAGACAAGCUAUUGGAGGAUUUGGUCUCAGUAUAAAGGGUGGUGCUGAACAUAAUAUUCCAGUUGUCAUAUCAAAAAUUUCCAAAGAACAAAAAGCUGAACUUUCUGGACUGUUGUUCAUUGGGGAUGCAAUUCUUCAAAUUAAUGGAAUAAAUGUCAGAAGUUACAGGCACGAAGAAGUGGUGCAAGUAUUGCGAAAUGCAGGAGAAGAAGUCACGUUAUUGGUUUCUUUCUUGAAAAAGACACCAGCCUUUCUUAAAUUGCCUCUAAGUGAAGACUGCACAUUUCCUUUAUUUUUUGCAGGUGCUCCCAGUGAUCAAAGCAGUGGGACAUCAUCACCGCUCUGUGACAGUGGCCUGCAUCUAAACUACCAUCCCAAUAAUACAGACACAUUAUCUUGUUCAUCAUGGCCAACGUCUCCAGGUAUGAGGUGGGAGAAGAGAUGGGUUGAUCUACGAUUGAUUCCCUUGCUUCAUUCUCGUUUAUCUCAGUAUUUACCAGGCACUGAUAUUGCAAGGCAAAAUUCAUUUCAAGUAAUUGCAGUUGAUGGUGUAUGCAGUGGGAUAAUUCAAUGCCAGACUGCUGAAGACUGCUUAGAAUGGCUACAAGGAAUAGCAGCUAAUACUACAACUCUCACAAAGCACAAUAUUAAAAAGAUCAACAGAAAUUUCCCAGUGAACCAGCAGAUAAUCUACAUGGGCUGGGUAGAGGAACGGGAACAAGACUCUCUGCAGGACAGAAUGUACACUCCAAAAUUUCUUGCCUUGAGAGGAUCUUCACUCUUCAAAUUUGCAGCACCUCCGGUCACAACAUGGGACUGGACCAGAGCAGAAAAAAGCUACACUGUAUAUGAGAUAAUGUUCAAAAUUUUAAAGGACAGUGACCUGCUGGACCAGCGAAAACACUGUUUCAGUGUUCAAACAGAGACUGGAGAGGAUAUGUUUUUCAGUGUGGAGUUAGACUCUGAAUUAACUAUUUGGGAAAAAGCGUUCCAGACUGCAACCUUUCUGGAGGUUGAAAGAAUACAGUGUAAAACAUAUGCUUGCAUAAUGGAAAGUCACCUUAUGGGUCUUACCGUAGACUUCAGCUUGGGAUUUGUAUGCUUCGACGCAGCUUCAAAGGCUGUGCUUUGGCGUUAUAAAUUUUCUCAGCUGAAAGGUUCUUCAGAUGAUGGAAAAAGCAAGAUCAAAUUUUUAUUUCAAAAUCAGGACACCAAACUUAUUGAAGCCAAGGAACUGGAGUUUUCUAAUCUUUUUGCUGUGCUACACUGUAUUCAUUCAUUUUUUGCUGCCAAAGUCGCUUGCCUGGACCCUCUAUAUGUGGGCAGUCAGGGUGCUGCUGGAGUCACCAAUACUGCUUGUGCUGCUGCCACAGGGAAAAUCAAGUACUCCACCUAACAGGCUCUGAACUGUGCAAUCUGUUUCCAGAAGUUUGCUGCUACUACAGCCCAUAAAUAUUCAUCAUAUCAUAGCCUAGAGGGAACUGGGAUUGAAGUAGCCAAUUCAGAAUCAUCUCUCUGGUUGGAUGG